AUGACGUCACUUCCGGGCCGGGCGGCUAUAAGCGGGGCGCGCGCGAGCGGUGCCGCUGCAGCAGUGCCCUGGGCAGGCGCGCGGGCCGCUGGACGGACGGACGGACAGACCGACGGGUGGACGGACGGACCGACGGACGGGCCGACGGACGCACGGAGCCAGGACGCCGCCCCCAACCGCCAGCUGCGCCCCCCGCGUCACCAUGCGCUCGACCGCGCUCCUGGCGCUGCUGCUGUGCGCCGGGCAAGUCAUCGCCCUCCCCGUGAACAGCCCUAUGAAUAAAGGGGACACCGAGGUGAUGAAGUGCAUCGUGGAGGUCAUCUCCGACACACUCUCGAAGCCCAGCCCCGUGCCGGUCAGCCAGGAGUGCUCCGAGACCCUCCGCGGAGAUGAGCGCAUCCUGUCCAUCCUGAGGCACCAGAACCUGCUCAAAGAGCUCCAGGACCUCGCCCUCCAAGGUGCCAAGGAGAGGGCGCGGCAGCAGAAGAAGCACAGCAGUGGCGAGGACGAGCUCGAGGGGCAGAGCGACCAGGCCCCGCCGAAGGGCGGGACGGCAGCGGCGCCCCCCGAGGAGGCUGCCGAGAAAAGAGAAACGUCUGAGGAGGUGGAGGCGGAGGGAGGCAGGCCCCGGGCCUCCUCCCCGGAGCCCACGCAGGCGUCCAGGGACCCCGACGGCCAGGCCCCCGGCCAGGGGGAGACGCCCCACACCCACCCCCCCGCCAGCCAGCCUGACCCCGUAGACACAGAGCCGCAGGCCGAGGGCCACGGCGAGGACCACGCACAGGGGCCCGCAAGCACGGAGCAGGAAGAGGAGGCGGCGGAGGAGGCCGGCGCCAAGGCCCAGCCUGAGGAGGAAGACCCCACCUCGGCGCUCAGCGCGACCCCCAGCCUGGGCAGCAAGGGUGGGCCCGAGGCUCCGGCCGUGGACGGAGCAAGGAGGAAGGAGGCCGCGGAGGCUCGGCCCCCCAGAAGGAAGGCGGCGCGGGAGCACGGCCGGCCGCAGAAGGAGCAGCAGGAGGAGGAGGAGGAGGAGGAGGAGGACGGGGGGCAGCGCCCCGGGCCGUGGGCGGACGCCAAGCGCUGGAGCAAUAUGGACCGCCUGGCCGAGGAGCUGGCCCAGCCCGACCGCUCCAUGCAGCUCGCUCUCCGGACCCCGGCCAGCGAGCCCAGGGCCCGCGGGCCGGCCCGAGGCUGGCGCCCAUCGUCCUCCCAGGAGGACAGCCUGGAGGCCGGCCUGGCCCUGCGGGGGCGCGGCUUCCCCGAGGAGAAGAAGGAGGAGGAGGGCAGCGCCAACCGCAGGGCGGAGGACCAGGAGCUGGAGAGCCUGUCGGCCAUCGAGGCAGAGCUGGAGAAGGUGGCCCACGAGUUGGAGGCCCUGCGGCGCGGCUGAGGCCCCGGCGUCCUGGCGCUCCUGUCCCCUCGGCAGGCCCUGGGCAGACCCCCGGGCGCUGCUCCUGGUAGGGAGGUGGCCCCCAGGCGGGCCACCCUGGCCCCCGCCCCCCCGCGCCCCUCCUCUCUCUCCGGCCCCGCCCGGGCGCCCCUUUGCGGGUGGGCCCGGCCGCAGACGGCCGUCCUGUCCUCUCCGGACACAGGCAGCUUCAGACGCCCCCUCCCCCACCCGCCCGCCGGCUGCGGCUGCAAUAACUUCCGGUCUGCGAGCGCGCGGGCUCCCGGCCGGCCCGUGUGCAAACCCGUCAGGAGGAAUAAACCUGCUCUGGGCUC
Molecule: messenger RNA, 1722 nt
Organism: Sorex araneus (European shrew)
Lineage: Eukaryota; Metazoa; Chordata; Mammalia; Eulipotyphla; Soricidae
Gene: CHGA
Product: chromogranin A
Exons: 8
Coding region: 203-1390 (395 amino acids)
Biological process (GO): defense response to bacterium; negative regulation of insulin secretion; negative regulation of catecholamine secretion
Cellular component (GO): chromaffin granule
Source: RefSeq, a predicted model, not a curated record